This is a messenger RNA of Lasiodiplodia theobromae, 1191 nucleotides long. Its product is annotated as Pirin. The record is from RefSeq and is a predicted model, not a curated record. Lineage: Eukaryota; Fungi; Ascomycota; Dothideomycetes; Botryosphaeriales; Botryosphaeriaceae. Bases 1 to 1191 code for a protein of 396 amino acids. The transcript has a single exon.
AUGCGCUUCGUACUCUCAAGCAUCAUCGUCUGCCUCGCAGCAAUCGCCCUCUAUUAUCACCAGCUCGAAUCCAACGCCCAGCUGACGGCCACCGCCACCAUUAAGUCCACGACGAACGCCUUUUUCCAGCGCAUCAAGCUCCUGGCUAAGCAGCGCACAACAAGCAACAUGUCCACCUCGACUGCCUUUCCAGGCCUGCCCGUCGUGCCGCCCUCUGACCCGGCCCUCACCAAAAACCAAACCAACAUGCAGCCGCGCAAGAUUGCCAACUUCUUUCUCGCUCGCGAGCAAGCCGAAGGCGCCGGCGCCCGCGUACGCCGCAGCAUCGGCACGCCCAAGCUCCGCAACUUCUCGCCCUUCCUGAUGCUUGACCACUUUAGCAUCGCCCCUGGCGCUGGUUUUCCUGACCACCCCCACAGAGGCCAGGAGACCAUUACCUACCUGCUGCAAGGCGGCGUCGACCACGAAGACUUCGCAGGAAACCGGGGAACCAUCCAUAGCGGCGACCUGCAGUUCAUGACGGCCGGCCGCGGUAUCAUGCACGCCGAGAUGCCCGUCGCGAACCCAGACGGCUCGCCCAACGUCGGCCUGCAGCUGUGGGUCGACCUGCCCGCCAAGCUCAAGGCCUGCGAGCCACGCUACCGCGACUUGCGCGCCGCCGAGAUCCCUACCGUCGACGUCGAUGACGCCAAGGUCCACGUCAAGGUCAUCUCCGGCCAGAGCCACGGCGUCGACAGCGUCAAGGAGCUCGCCUACACGCCCGUCUGGCUUCUCGAUGUGACCAUCAAGCCCGGCGGCCGCCUCAUCCAGGCCCUUCCCCAGGGCUUCAACGCUUUCGCCUACACCUUGUCCGGCACCGCCCGCUUCCUGAACGGCGCCGUCGACUCUGCUGAGCAACUGUCCGACGACAUCAUCGAGAAGGAGUCGGCGCCCGUCGGCCAGUACCACAACGUCGUCUUCGAGCAGCAGGGCGACGGCAUCGUCGUGUCCGUCGCCGCCGACGCCCCCGAGGAGGCUCGUUUCAUCCUCGUUGCCGGCCUGCCUCUGGACCAAAAGGUCGUGCAGUACGGCCCCUUUGUCGUCAACAGCCAGGAAGAGGUUUACCAGGCUAUGAUGGACUACAGCACGCACACCAACGGAUUUGAGAGGGCAAAGGAUUGGCAGAGUGAAAUCGGAAAGAGUAUGAUGUAA